Molecule: messenger RNA, 259 nt
Organism: Racocetra fulgida
Lineage: Eukaryota; Fungi; Glomeromycota; Glomeromycetes; Diversisporales; Gigasporaceae
Source: the annotation of a GenBank genome assembly
AGAAAGCGAAAUUCUUGACGAUAUUAUUAUGGAAUCUAAAGAAUGGCUUUACCGUGAACAAACCGAAACUAUUGGAUAUUAUCCGGUGCUUUCUGAAAAAUUAAAAGAAAUCAAAGAAAAAGAUAACGAAACUAAACUUCACGGGAUAAAGGAGUUCCAACAAUUAGUUCAAGAAAGAGAAUUUAAAAGAAAAAGUAUUGCUGACAGAUAUCUGCAAAAUUAUCUUAAUUUAUUGCAAAAGCAUAAUUCUGAGACCUAA